Messenger RNA from Coccidioides immitis RS, 1086 nucleotides. RefSeq lists its product as uncharacterized. Lineage: Eukaryota; Fungi; Ascomycota; Eurotiomycetes; Onygenales; Onygenaceae. Bases 1 to 1086 code for a protein of 361 amino acids. The record is from RefSeq and is a predicted model, not a curated record. The transcript is spliced from 4 exons.
AUGGCGACACAACUUUUGAUCGUUGGAUCUCUGAGGAUCUCAAACGACUGCGGUUUGGGAAUGUGUCUCAUUGGAGUUUGGGGAGUAGGAAACCUUCCUGAACAUGGGUUUAUGCACUUAGAGAAUACCGGUAUAAAUAAGACGUGUACCCGCCCGGGCAACGUCAGCUGGAGCGGAAAUGCCCGAGCUUGCGGACGCGUCCGGGAGAUAUGUAUCUGCCUGGAGGGCUAUUUUGCCCGGAAAGAGCAUUUGAAUGAAAUCACCCUGAAGCUCUCGAUCAGACAGCCUGAGAAUCCAGUUUUCGACACAAACAGAACAAUGCAGCUGAUUGCGAAAGUCAUCUGGCUUGCGUUUCGGAUAAUGCUUUUCGAGAAGGUUGCACACGGAGCGGCACCACCAAUAACUUGUCACGGGAACGCGAGCACUCUUGAUUGUUCGCGACGAACGUCAAACGAUCCUCACCUGGCUGAGGGACAGACAAGGGGGGAAAGCGAGCUGAAGUUGCUGGUGAAACGCAAUUCAAGACCUUCUGGUGCAGAUCAACGCGUCCAUGGGCGGGAUGUCUUGCCAGCUGGCAUUGCGAAAACCCUCGACAAGAGAAAGGAAGGGUGGAGGACAAUGCCAGCUUUCGUGCGUAAUAUGUGGGUUGUAUGGAUGGGCGGGCCUUGGGGGACGCCGGGCUUGUCACGCUACGAAUCUCUGGAGAGGUUUUGCCCAGCGAAGACUCAUACUAUUUGUUUUCUUUUUCUGGCUGUCGUCGGCUUCGGGUUGUUCGACCGCAGCGAGCAAACGACGCUCUCGCAGGCCCGCCCGUGGCUAGUUGAGGCAAUUCGAGGCAGCGGCUACGCCUCCCGUUUUGCUACUUCCUGCAGCAACGCGGGCGGCGGGCGGCGGCCAGCGGAUCAACUGAUCUUCCAGUACCAAGAGUCUCGGCGAGCAGACAAGCAAAUCCCAAGUCCCUCUCCCGGGCUUGGCGCUCACCACUCGCUCGACUCCUUUGCCACACGUGCGAGGCCCCUGGAGUCUGAUUGGUUCCGCCGCAAGCUCAUACACUUCCCGUCGGCUCCUGUCUUGCACCGGUCUUAG